AUGGAGCAACCUCGGACAAUCCCAUGGAGGGCGCCGCGAGCUUGUGAGGAUUACUGGAGUGAGUUCAGCCACUGCAGAAGUCUGAUGAAUCGGUUCCAUCACUACUACACUUUUGGUGAAUCUCCGUCCUGUCAGCAGUGGAAGGAGGACUACGCAAACUGCAAACAAUGGGAGAAUAGCAAGGACUCCAGAGCGAAGGAGGCGCUGCAGACAAGUGAGAGGAGGCGAGUGGCCGAGCAGCAGAUGUUCACUCCUGUGUGGCAGUUAAGGAAGGAGCCCCCACAAGACUGGCACCUGCCCCUGAACCAGGACAAGCCUCAAGACAUGUGA
Molecule: messenger RNA, 330 nt
Organism: Knipowitschia caucasica
Lineage: Eukaryota; Metazoa; Chordata; Actinopteri; Gobiiformes; Gobiidae
Source: the annotation of a GenBank genome assembly